This is a messenger RNA of Hipposideros armiger (great roundleaf bat), 1647 nucleotides long. RefSeq names its product mannose-6-phosphate receptor, cation dependent (gene M6PR). NCBI's taxonomy places the organism in Eukaryota, Metazoa, Chordata, Mammalia, Chiroptera, Hipposideridae. The record is from RefSeq and is a predicted model, not a curated record. The transcript is spliced from 7 exons. Bases 208 to 1044 code for a protein of 278 amino acids. Gene Ontology annotation, biological process: protein targeting to lysosome. Gene Ontology annotation, molecular function: protein domain specific binding. Gene Ontology annotation, cellular component: endosome; trans-Golgi network; Golgi apparatus.
AGGAGCAGUUGCCCAGCGGCCGCCUGGCGCUUCCUGUUUCCGGUUCCUGGAGUGGAGCACCGCGAGGUGACGGGGGGAACGCUGGCUGUGACACGAGCCCUGGGACCGGGCUCUGCGGCUAGCCCCUUGCUGGCCCUGCCUCCCAGCCCCAGACAGGUGCUCACCCGGGGAGUCUGAGCUUUAGCUGCUCCCUUUGCCCGUGACACGAUGUUCCCCAUCUACAGCUGCUGGAGGACUGGAUUACUGCUGCUGCUACUCCUGGCUGUGACAGUAAAAGAAUCCUGGCAGGCGGAAGAAAAAACCUGCGACCUGUUAGGAGACAAGGGUAAAGAGUCGGAGAAAGAAUUGGCUCUACUGAAGAGGAUGAAACCACUGUUUAACAAAAGCUUUCAGAGCACUGUGGGCCAGGGUACAGAAACGUAUGUGUACAUAUUCAGGGUGUGCCGGGAAGCUGGCAACCACUCCUCUGGGGCAGGCCUGGUGCAGAUCAACAAAAGUAAUGGGAAGGAGACGGUGGUGGGGAGACUCAACGAGACUCACAUCUUCAAUGGAAGUAAUUGGAUCAUGCUGAUCUAUAAAGGGGGUGAUGAAUAUGACAGUCACUGUGGCAAGGAGCAACGUCGGGCAGUGGUGAUGAUUUCCUGCAAUCGACACACCCUAGCGGACAAUUUUAACCCUGUGUUUGAGGAGCGAGACAAAGUCCGUGAGUGUUUCUACCUCUUUGAGAUGGAUAGUAGCCUGGCCUGUUCCCCAGAGAUCUCCCAUCUCAGUGUGGGUUCUAUCUUACUUAUCACGUUUGCGUCACUGGUUGCUGUCUAUAUCAUCGGGGGGUUCCUCUACCAGCGACUGGUGGUGGGAGCCAAGGGAAUGGAGCAGUUUCCCCACUUAGCCUUCUGGCAGGAUCUUGGCAACCUGGUAGCAGAUGGUUGUGACUUUGUGUGCCGUUCUAAACCCCGAAACGUGCCUGCUGCGUAUCGUGGCGUGGGGGAUGACCAGCUGGGGGAGGAGUCAGAAGAAAGGGAUGAUCAUUUAUUACCAAUGUGAUUGCACUUUAAACGCCCAGCUGCUUCUUCAGUCCCCCAAGCCAAAGCUUCCUCAGCCAGAUUUCUUAAGCAGUCUCUAAUCCGGUCGCUCAUCUCACUCUUAACGUUGCUCUUGGUUUCGUUUGCUUUUGGUUUGCAGCCUCUUCUCACCAGAAACACUUUCCCUUUUUCCGUAUUUUCCGUUUUCCCUCUAGAUGUGGAGUUGUAGGCCAGAGGUAAUAGGGCCAGUGACAAGGGGCUGUGGCGCUCUUGGUAUAGGAAGGCGCAGGCAUGGUAGUUUUAAUGAGCAAAAGCGUGUGGCAGGCUUGCUGGCCCUUCCUUUUUUAAACAGUUCACAAGUUUUUGAGACACUGGAUUUGUUUAAUUAAAAAAGCGAAGUACUAUUAUUUAUACAAAGUUUGAUUGCUUUCAUGCUCUCACUCUGUACCCUACAGUAGUCUCCAUGAGAAUCUGGAUGUGAUUUCUUGCUGCUUGGAAUUACUUUGCAGUGAUUACUUGGUUGCAGUCCAAGUACUACCAUUUCGUCUGAGCCUAGAGAUGAAGACCUGCUUCUCCCACCUCUGGGGUUAGGAUGGGAAAAUGUGAAAUUUCCCAAUUAGAGGAU